Cuscuta campestris is the source of this 750-nucleotide messenger RNA. Lineage: Eukaryota; Viridiplantae; Streptophyta; Magnoliopsida; Solanales; Convolvulaceae. The record is from the annotation of a GenBank genome assembly.
CUUGAGGAUCCUGGAAAGGAUAUGCACAAGGAAGGUAAAUACCUAAUGCUGGCGGUUCAGCAACUGGUUUCAGGGGAUCAAUGUGAAGGACGAUUCGUGUUUGGCCGAGAGAGCAAGAAGCCCAAGGAGUCCAGUAACAAUGACAAGUUUACAAGGGAUGGAACAAACCCCAAAAGCUUAUUGCAAACUCUUCUAAUGAGAGCAGGCCACCACCCUCCGAAGUAUAAAACAAAACAUCUCAAGACAAAUGAAUUCAGGGCACUUGUAGAGUUCAAGGGAAUGCAGUUUGUGGGUAAACCAAAGAGAAACAAAGCUCUUGCUGAGAAAGAUGCUGCAAUUGAGGCACUGGCGUGGUUAACUCAAACUAAAGAUAAUAAUGGUGAAGACAAUAGUUCCCUUCCAGAUGUUACUGACAACAUGCUGAAACUUCUUCUUAGUAAGCGCCGGGCAUCAAAAAGACGCUCAAGAUGACAUGUUUUUGGGUACCGACUGACUAAUGUACUCCGUUGCAAUGUGCCUUGGGAUUUCCACUGAUUGGUAUUAUGCUUCGUCUGUGACCGGUAUGGCAGGCCAAUUGAUAUCUGUGAUGCUCAGAAUGACAUGUUAAAUCGUACUAGGACAUUAUUUUACAGUUGUUAGUUUUUUUUUGCAGGCUGCCAGUGUGAUGUUUAAAACUGAAAUUGAACAUCCUGUAAGAGGAACACUAGUUGGUUUUAUGCUUAGAUUAUAUAAUGAAAGAGGAUUCCAGCA